AUGCCGUCCGAAGUGCCGACAGUCGCCUUGCAAAGACUCAAAAAGGACUAUCAGCGCAUUUUAAAGUACGCUCCGUUUUUUCUACAGAUUUUUUUUCAACGUUCGGUCGCGGCUUUUCUGCGGCCUCUGGCUUUGAUCCACUUCCAGUUGGACCCAAAAAAAAAUUUGGGCCCGGAUGGAUCAUCUCAUCUAGCUGCGGCCAGGUUUUUUGAAAAAAAAAGACGAAGUACCUUACUUGAAGCUGAAUCUUCGUAGUUAUCUGAAAUUCCAUGCAUGUUUUCCCAUGCCUCUCCACAGAAAAAAACAGAGGAGUUCAUGAAAAAAAAUCGACGUAACGUCAAGGAAAAAAAAAGCCAGGUGUCGAAGAUUUUGAACAUUUUUAGCGAGCUCCAAAAAAAAAUGAAGUUGCAUACUUAAUUGCCACCGACUUUAUUGAAAAUGUUUCUUUGCAGAGAGCCGGUGCCAUUUAUGAAAGCGGCGCCGUUGGAAUCGAACAUUCUCGAGUGGCGCUACAUUAUUAUCGGAGCGCCCAAAACGCCGUAUGAAGGUGAAUUUUGAGUGACAUUUUGCUAUAAAAAAAAUGACGAGAAAUCGAUUUUCAGGCGGGAUUUAUCAGGGAAAACUGCUGUUUCCAAAGGAUUUUCCGUUCAAACCGCCCGCCAUUCUCAUGAUCACUCCCAACGGCAGAUUUCAGGUAAACGCGGCAAAUUUCCUCGCUCCACUCCAUUUUUACUAGAGCCGCAUACUCAGUGUACUCGUUUUCGGUUGAUUUCUUCGUGAGAUAUCAAUUUUAAAGAACGCUCAAAAAAAAAGUGACAGUUCCGCACGUGGUACACCUGAUUUUUCUAAAACGAAGGUAGUCUCAAAUGCCUACAAUAACCGCCUAAAGUAACCACGUUCGGAACUUUUCGUUCUCGAGAAUUGUCUCUUUCUUUGGGUGUCGCUUAAAAUUGAUAUGUCUCGAAGAAGUCAGCAUCCUAAAUUAACGAAAAUCAACCGAAAAAGUUGCAAUAAAACCUGAAAUCAAGAUCAGGACUGGGUGAGUUUGUGCGGUUCAACCGGAAAACAAAACAGAACGUGAGAAAGACGCGAUUAGCGCUCCUGCGUCUCUGCCUUUUCGCACGCUAGCCACCUCUCUCUCUCUCUCGCGUCCCCUGCUUCUUUUGUAAGCAAAUUCUCAGUCAACGGGAACCGAAUCGCUCGUCCAGGCCUGAUACAAGUCUGAUAAUAAUAUUGUGCUCCCAGACGAACACCCGUCUGUGCCUGUCGAUCUCCGACUACCACCCGGACACGUGGAAUCCGGCGUGGACGGUGUCGACGAUCAUCACGGGCCUCAUGUCGUUCAUGAAUGACAAUCAGCCGACGCUCGGCUCGCUCGUCACUACUGAAUCCGAACGACGUCUGCUGGCGCGGAAAUCGAAGGCGUUCAACCUGAAAGACAAGACGUUCUGCGCGCUCUUUCCCGAAGAGGCCGACGAAAUUCGGGCGGAAAUGGAGAAGAUGGACCAGGAGCAGUUGGACAGUAUUCGCGAGGAGGAGACCGCACUCAAGAAUCGGUAUUUCCUCCUUUUUUUUCGGCAGGGUCUUGCAGCGAACGGGGGGAUUUUUAGGGAGCAAAACAGAAAUUGUUGGAUAUUUCGUUAAAGGAGGCAUCCGGGGAGCAUAUUGAAAAAUAAUUUUGACACUGCAGAAAAGUAACCCCAAAAGCACAGAUUUUUACAACUUCUCUCCGAUUUUUCUCGAUUUUUUCAGCAGCAAAUUGGUGUUUAUCGAUUUUUUUUCAAUUUUCCGAAACAAAUCAUGAAAGAAAAGAAAAUGAAAUGAACCUUAGAAUAAGUCAUGUGCCCGGAGGGAAAACAUUUUUGAGCGUGUGAAUCUCGAGAAAACAUGAUGUGUUUCGGAAAAUUAGAAAAAAAUCGAGAAAAAUUGGGGAGACAUUGUAGAAAUCUGUGCUUUUGUGGUCGCUUACAGACACUUUGUUUUCAGGGCUGGGCAAUUUGCCGGCCCUUGUCCUGGACUUUUCGGACUCAAACUUUGCAAGCUUCUUGGUCUUGGAUUGGAGUAUACUGGGACCAAGUUUCAGACCGAUCGCAUCAUCUGGUCCCGAGAUGUGUGAAUCAUUGGAAAGCCCGGAGUUUUCAGGCCUCAAACACUAUAUCUCAAGAGUAAAUAAUCCGAUCGGGCUGAACCUUGAUCCCAAUAUUCUUCAAUCCAAGCCCAAAAAGCCUGCAAAGUUUGGAUCCGAUCGGAUCAUUGCAAGUGGGCCAAAGGACCAGGACAAGGCGGCCCGGAUGACUCCUUUAAGCGAAAUCACAAGAUUUUCGCGCGCUGACAAUUAUAAUAAUUCGCCUGAUUGUAGACGUGCAGGGGAGAGCGCGCGCGGCGUGCCCCGUCUCUCGUCGUUGCUGUCGAAUCUGAUGAUGAUUGCAGGCGUGGCAAUACUUGCAUUUGCAGUUAGAUACGUGGUUUUGGCGGCCGCAGAAUCGGAAAAGAGGAGAUGAACCGAUGUCUUUUUUCCCCGAAUUUUCUGCGGCUCUUGCCAAACUCACCGGUCUUUCUUGCAAAUCCAAAAUUGCCCUACAACUCUUCAAUAUGUGUGUGUGUGCGUUUGGUGUAAAUAUUGUCCUCUUCUGUCCCUCCCUCUCUCUCUCUGCUGCUGCUUUUCGAGUAGUUUCGAUUGGUAUGUGCUUGUUUUUCCCAAUGUUUCCCAAAUUUUCCGAUUUUUUCAGUGUAAAACCCCCCGCCCCGGCAACUUGUGAAAAUCGGUCCGAAUGUACUCUCGUAUUUUUGGGAUUCUUUUGUGUUUUUGUGAAAUCAAUAAAAAUAGUCCCGCGCUUUGUUUCCAGAUUCUUCUGCCCAUCCCACCCCAGUUUGUGAUACGUUUUCUUCUUGUCACCACCCUGAAUUCUAGUGAAUUCUAGUUGCCAUUUUUUUUUUGACAAAUAAAGUUGGCCUUGUUGUAUUUUUGUAUUAUUUGAAGGAAUUUGAUGAAUAAGAAGUUGGCGCCUUUCUUUGGAUACUUUUUGAACAUUUUUGACAUUUUUAGCGGAUGUUUCAGAGAAAAUGCGAAUUUGAUGACGAGCAUGCGAUUUUAUAAGGUUAGAAUUGGAGAGAAUUCUAUUUUGCAAACUUUUCUGCAGACAUAUCUACUCAUCGCCAUCGGCACAUGCACCAUAUGCACGCUUUUGCUCAUUGCCAAUUGUGGAUGGGACGAACAACAAGGAAGGAAUCAAGCGAAUUGUAGGGGGAACAGGGCUGAGCAAAAGGCCUGGACUUUUGACCCACUUGAAAUGAUCGGAUUGGGCCUAGACUUUGCAGACUUCUUGGACACGGAUUAAAGUAUGUUGGGUCCGAAUUUCAGACCGAUCGGAUCAUCCGGUCCCGAGAUAUGUGGAUCGGAAGCCUAAAAGCCGCAAUUCUCGCAAAAACCCGGUCUUUUAGGCCACAUAUCUCGGGACCAGAUUAUCGGAUCGGUCUGAAACUUGGACCCAGUAUACUUCAAUCCGUGUCCAAGAAGUCUGCAAAAUUGGGGCCCGAUAAGAAUAUUCCAAGUGGGUCAAAAGUCCAGGCCUCGGCAAGCCUUCAAAAAGCCUGGGCUGGCUUUUUACAGUCUUGACACUUAAAAAUAAUUACGCCGGCUAUAAGACUAAUUGACGCAAAAUCUGACGGAAAAACCGAAUUUCCUUGGAUUUGAUCUUAAAAAGGUCCUCAAAAGACAAACUAUUACCGUUUUGGCGUCCACAUUUGCUUUUCUGCACAUGGUGAUUGUAGUACUUUCCAUUUAUCACGUUCCAAAAACUAUCAAGAAUAUCGAUCGUUUGUAUUUGCACCAAAAAAGUUCGAUACAAUUCUUGCAGCGCUCUCCGGAACGAUUACCCCCGCAAUUCGGUCCCUUCCCGACACUUUCCUGCUAAUUGGAAUCCUUUCGUCGCCCAACGAGACGGCCCGUCGUUCGAACGUCCGUUCCACGUGGUUCCGGCUCUCCGCGAAGGGAGCCUCCGUUUUUACGCCCAAAUUCAUCAUCGGAACCAAGGGAUUAUCGAUUGAGGACCGCGAGAAAUUGGACAAAGAAAUGGGAGAGUUCGGAGAUUUGGCAUUUUUGGAGCGGCACGAAGAGGGAUACGAUCGGCUGGCGCGAAAGACGUUGGCCACGAUGCAGUACGCGCAUGAGAACUUUAAAUUUCAGUACUUGUUGAAGGUAUGUCAUGGCGUAUUUUGCAUGAGAAUCAGAGAUCCGCAUUCCGCAUUCCGCGCAUCGCUGUCAACACUUUGUUCACAUGUUUCGUUUAGGUGGACGCCGACUCGUUCGUGCGUAUCACUCCGCUGCUGAUGAACUUGAAGACGGUGCAACACGCGAUGCUCUACUGGGGAUUUUUGGACGGACGGGCGAGACCGUUCCGAAAAGGCAAAUGGAAGGAGCCCGAGUGGAACCUGUGCGAUCGAUAUUUGCCCUAUCAGGUUAUUCUUACAGACUCGUCUCAAAUUCGUUUCUUUUUUUUGCAGCUCGGCGGCGGCUACGUUCUCUCCUACGAGCUCGUCCGUUUUCUGGCCGUCAACGCGCGCCUCUUCCGAAUGUACAAAAAUGAGGAUGUGUCUGUGGGCGCCUGGCUGGCAGGUACCCCCUUUUUCCGGGGAAAAUUCUGGAAAAAUUGCAACUGUUUUGCAGGUCUCGACGUGAAAUACGUGCACGAUCCGCGUUUUGACACCGAAUGGACGUCGCGCGGCUGUUCGAACGAGUAUUUGAUCACGCACAAGCACACAAUGGAAGAAAUGACGGAAAUGUACGAGAACCUGAAGACGAAGGGCAAAUUGUGCACAAAAGAGUUUCAGUGAGUCGGAUUUUCGAUGUUUAGAUGUGAUUUUUAAAUUUUACGCGAAAUUUUGAGCAGAAAGUCCGUUUUUCGUAGUUUUUGCAAGUUGUCCGCGAGAAGUACACGGCCGAAUUGCUAGGCCGCCGCGUGCGAUUUCUCGGCCGCCACAUUGAUUUCCGCUCCGUUUUUCAGACGUCGUCCCUCGUACGUUUACGAUUUUUCGAAGCCGCCCAGCGAGUGUUGCUCCAGAAUCAACGGAUCGUCGAUUCCUUAA
Messenger RNA from Caenorhabditis sp. 36 PRJEB53466, 5085 nucleotides. Lineage: Eukaryota; Metazoa; Nematoda; Chromadorea; Rhabditida; Rhabditidae. The record is from the annotation of a GenBank genome assembly.